Cavenderia fasciculata is the source of this 2574-nucleotide messenger RNA. RefSeq lists its product as uncharacterized. The record is from RefSeq and is a predicted model, not a curated record. Lineage: Eukaryota; Evosea; Eumycetozoa; Acytosteliales; Cavenderiaceae. Gene Ontology annotation, biological process: glycoprotein catabolic process; protein deglycosylation; protein quality control for misfolded or incompletely synthesized proteins. Gene Ontology annotation, molecular function: peptide-N4-(N-acetyl-beta-glucosaminyl)asparagine amidase activity; protein binding. Bases 1 to 2574 code for a protein of 857 amino acids. The transcript is spliced from 4 exons. Gene Ontology annotation, cellular component: cytosol; nucleus.
AUGAUUAUCGAUGAGAUAGUAGUAUGUAUGAGAGGGGGAGAUGAAGGGGAUGAUAUACCUACAAAGAAAGAAAGAGUAUUUGCUGACUUCGAAAAAAAUGGGAAAGCUAGUUUGAAAUUUCAUUCAUCCAUUAUUAUUAUUAUCCCAUUCAUUUCAACAAUCAUGUCAAAGAAAGUAAUACUUCAAUAUAAUGGUGCAUUACAUGAUAUCGUUAUAGAGAGUGAUAUGAUUGUAGAACAAUUAAAAGCACACAUCUACUCGAUCACUAGUAUUCCACCAUCUAAUCAAAAGAUACUUGGAUUGGUCAAGAGUGCUCUAGUCAAAGAUGAUACUAUACUUUCAUCAUUGGAUAUUAAAGAUGGUCAAAAGAUUAUGGUGUUGGGUCAAAAGGAAGAGGUUGGUGUAACAACAACAACUCCUGUUACUCCUGCUGCUGCUGCUAAUACUACUACCACCACAACUACAACUAGUAGUAGUAGUACCGAGGGGGAUGGGGAAUACUUUGAACCAAGUAUAUGGACACAAGAAUGUACAAGAGUCUAUUUAGGUAAAAAUGAUCAAAUGCAACCAAGAUAUGAAGAUCAACAAGGUAGAACCGUUUGUUUUGCUUGUUCAACUACAUGUUAUGCAGCCAACACAAUCAAGUGUGUACCAAAAGUAACACCUUUUCAUUGUCAGUGCUCUGAACAUGACCAUGUGGCUGGCCACGAAUGUCUAUUUGGACCACGUAUAGACUCUUACAAAAAUCCAAACAAAUCAUCAUUACAAAAAAUGAAAGAACAAUUAAUAUCAAAUUUAAAACAAUCUUUAUCAAAAUCAUUACAACAACAACAACAACAACAACAGCAACAACAGUCACCACAAAUUAAUAAUAAUAAUUUAGGUGGUCCAUAUAAUGGACCAAUGCCAACACCAGAUCAACAAGAAAGAAUGAUAAGCACAAUUGAAUCAAAUUACAAAUGUAUAUUACAUUAUGAAAACAAGGAUCUUCAACAAAAAGCAUUAUCAUUGGUACCAAAGGAAAUAUUACAAAAUCGUAAAGGGUUACCUUUAAAAAAGGGACCUGAACAAAUGAGAGAAUUAUUAAAUUGGUUUAAACAUUCUUUCUUUAAAUGGGUUGAUGCUCCUCCAUGUGAUUAUUGUAUGUCACAAACAAGAGGAGUUGGAACAACCACACCAUCAGCACAAGAAAAGUUAUAUAGAGCCGGUGUAGUUGAAUUGUAUCAAUGUGCCUAUCAACAUCAAACUAGAUUUCCUAGAUACAAUGAUACUGGAAAGUUGAUGGAGACUAGAAGAGGUAGAUGUGGUGAAUGGGCAAAUACAUUUACUUUGUUUUGUAGAGCUCUUGGGUACAGAUCACGUUAUGUUCAUGAUUCAACAGAUCAUGUUUGGACAGAGGUUUGGAUUGAAGAGGAGAAUAGAUGGGUUCAUUGUGACAGUUGUGAACCACUCUAUGACGCACCUCUGACAUACGAAGCUGGAUGGGGAAAAAAGUUGGCAUACAUCUUUGCCUAUGAAGUUGACGGUUGUUUUGAUGUCAGUCGUCGAUACACUGCCAAAUACAACGAACUACUUGGACGACGUGACCGUGUGCCAGAACAAUGGCUUGAAAACUAUUUGACACGUGUCAACCAAAAGAUAUUGGACCGUAUCAAAGACAAUGACCAGAAAACCCAUCGAUCUCAUCGUUUAGAGUGUGAAGCCAAGGAUUUGGCAGGUUCUAAAAGACAACUUACAAGUGAUGAGUUACAACCACGUGCAUCUGGAUCUGAAGAAUGGAAAUCUGGUAGAGGUGAAAUGGGUGAUGGUCAAUCAACAAGAUUACAACAACAAAAAUCAAUCUUUCCACCAUCAUCAAUGAAACCUAGUGAAAGACCAGUCAUCAAGGAAUCAAUUAUCAAAUUUGACAAGAAUAACAUUUCCUCUCAACUAACGAAUCAAAUCAACAUGAUUGGACAUUGUAAUAUAUCUUCAUCGUCAUCUGAUAAAUGUAUUCAAUUAACCAAUAGAGCCAAUGAUCAAUGUGGAGCAUUUUGGGUAAAAGAAACACAAAAUGUAGAUAGAGAUUGGAUUGUUAAUAUUGGUUUUAGAAUUGAUGGAAAGGGUGCUGAUGGUAUGGCAUUUGUUCUUCAGAACCAUGCGAUCAAUAUCAUUGGAAAAAGAGGUGAUGGUCUUGGUUAUGAUGGUAUUGAAAACUCGAUGGCUGUUGAAUUUGACAUGUAUGAGUCAAAGGGAUCGUGUGCCGAUCCAAAUGGUAAUCAUAUUAGUGUACAUUGUAAUGGUGACAAUAAGAAUACAUCACAUCAUCGUUGUUCAUUGGCUUGCUCGGCUCCCUUUGGUGAUCGUUCCAUCAAUGACGGGUCUGUUCAUCAAGCAUCGAUUGUCUACUCUGCCGAGAAAAAGACUCUCAGUGUAUGGUACGAUAACUACUAUAUCAUCUCUGACGUUUCAAUUAAUCUAUCCAACAAAUUGGAUUUAAUUGAUGGUAAAAAAGCAUGGAUUGGAAUGACUGCAUCAACAGGUGGUAUAAAUCAAUCUCAUAACAUUCUUGAAUUUGAAUUUGGUUAUCUUUAA